GCAGCAGAAUCACAUCCUUCAGUUUACAGGAAGUCAACGAAGAAGAAAUACUCACUUCCGGUUUCCACAUGUCGGCGUAAAUAAAUCCCGAUGAAAAUCAAACGUUAUGGAUUGAAUGCCGUUUGUAAGUCACCAUGGAUGAAGAACACACGGCGGGAUACAGGGAGCCCUGCGCACAGUGUGCGGAGGUGAACUGGGGCAUCUCAGAUGAGGGUCGGUUCUACUGCAGGUCCUGCCACAACGUCAUUGAGAGAACCAGAGAGGCGGAGGUCCUGACCUUCCAGCAGGGGACCAGUAGAGUCACGACCAUCAAGAAAGGUCCGAGAACCAAGAAGGAAGGGACCGGCUACACCUGGACCGUCUGCGAGGGUUUCCAGUUCAUCCUGACGAUGCAGGCCGACGCUCUGCUCAGACUGGGACUCAGUCCCCGUUUUAAGGACGAGGUUCUGUGUCAGCUGUGGAGACUGUUCCUGCAGAAGAGCCAGCAGGCGUACUGCCAGAACCAGGCCACCAACUUCAAGUUUGGACCGGGCAUGGAGUCGGAUUCAGACAGCGCCGCUGAGUCCAUCACCUGGACUACUGACGGAGAGUCGAACCCGCCCAGCACCGCCGGUUCUGAUGCAGAGAUCUUCAGUGAUUGGACGAGCUCGGAGGGCUUCACCGACCCGGUGGCUCCGCGGAGGAGGUGCCGCAACCCGAUGAGCAUGAGGAAGACUCUGGCCCUGAUCCACCUGGCUCUGAUGUGGAGCCACGAGGAGCUGACGCUCAGCGACCUGCUCAGGCUGGUGAAGGAGGGGUUUGUUCCGUAUGUGAACGCCUUCGAACAUCUUCCUGAAGAGAUGAAGCUGUUUGGAUCAGAAGCUCUGAUCUUCAGCACUGAGUCCAUCCCGUCCUACAGCUCGGUCCAUAAGGAGGCCCAGGACCUGGUUCUGUUCCUGGAUCUUCCUGCUCCUCCUCCAGUCAGCCCACAGUCCCUGCUGCACCCGACCCGGCUCAGCCUGCGCUACCUGAUGGACGCCAACCUCCCCGACGACCUGCACAGGUGGGUCUGCCAGCUGCUGGAGCGAGUGGGCGUGGCCGACAAGACGUCGCGUCCUGUCCUGCCGCGGUACGACCUGCAGACCGCCGCCGCCAUCAUCGUCACCAUGAAGCUGAUGGUCGGCCUGAACGACCGCACCGAGUGGGAUUUAUCAAACGCAGUGGGACAUCAGGACUCCUCAGAGGACCUGUUCAGCUUCAGGAGGUGGUUCAGACUGGUCCAGACCGCUCUGAGCCGGGCUCAGCAGAACCGGGACCAGGACCUCAGCAGGAAACAGUGGAAACCAAAGAAUCCCAUCAUCGUCAGCAGGAAGGAUAAGAGUCGGUCCCUGAAGAGGAAACGCGAUGUUCGGCUCGCCGCCGUUUCCUGGAGCUGCAGCCGACGCUGCCGCGCUCCUUCGGCUGGCUGCUGCUCCUCUUCUCCUUCCUGCUGGACGUGGAGCCGUGGAGUUUGUUCAAGGAGGUGCUGAAGGUGGAGAGCCAGCUGCUGGACUCGCCUCCGGACAGAACGCACUCCGGGAGGAGGGAGGGGUCGACCAAAAGGCCGAAGAAGUGAAGAGGACCUGUGUGGAGCUUUACUGACCUGAACAGCUGAUCUGUAAUAAAUAUAAUCCGCUCUGAGUCAAACAUGAAGCUGUUUUAACGUUUAGAGAAGCUUAAAAAGAAAAGCUACAUUUAGCUUCCAGCUGAUGAAGGACGUGAGCAGGAAAAUAAAUCAGAUUUAUUUAUUUUUAAUAAAACAGCCGCAGGUUUCUGUGGUUCUGUUGAUGUUUUUAUCUGAAGACAAAGGCAGCUGCAGCGACGCGCAGCGACCAGCAGGGGGCGGUGCUCAGCAGGAAACCGUUUGUUGUUGUUUGUCUGUAAACAAACUCUUCAUGGUUUCUGCUGCUGUCAGAUUUAUCCUCCAACAAGCUGAAACCAGAGGUUCCUCCUGUCAGAAAAUCUGAUUUGUUCUGGUUCUGUUGGUCCUGCAGAUAAAAACAGAACCUGUUUCUGACGUCGGCCUCCACCCGGGUGUUUAGGCUCUGCUGUUGCCAUGGAGACGCGACAGAGUGCAGCCUCUGGACCGGUUUCUAACUUUCAGCUCAGGUUCUGGUGACCCGCAAGAACCGGACCCAAAAGCACAGUCGAAAGUGAAAAAUAAAAAGUGAAGCCGAGAGGAGAAACGGAUCAGCUGUGAAGCACGGCGGAGGUUCUGUCUGACUUUGGUCUGGAAACGAUCCGAUCUCUGCCAGGACCAGAACCAGGACCAGAACCUUGUUAAAGCAGCUGAAGGUUCUGGUUCUGAAGGGAAAAACCCUGGAAACUGAUUUUUUUAUUUAGUUUUUUUUACAUUCCUGCUCAGACGAGUGGAAAACAAAACAUGACAGUUUCCUGAUUCAGAACCGGGUCGUGGUUCUGCUGCUGCUGAGUCCAGAGUUCUGUGUGCGGAGAGUUCAAGGCUUCGGAACCGUUUGGGUCGGGUCAGACCUGUGGGAAAAAGAGCUGCUGAAACCUUACAUUUAUUUUAAACAAAUACUGUUAACUGAAUCCUGAGUUCAGGUUUGUUUUCUGUUUAUAAACAUUUAAAACAAAAGUUUUUCUUCCUGCUGAAGAUUUAACCUGAAAAAACUUUUAUUUGUCUCGUUUCUACCUGAUGAUGCUUGUUUUUUCAUAAAUGUUUUUAAUUAUUGAUCAAAUUCA
Messenger RNA from Austrofundulus limnaeus, 2721 nucleotides. RefSeq names its product TATA box binding protein (Tbp)-associated factor, RNA polymerase I, B (gene taf1b). Gene Ontology annotation, cellular component: RNA polymerase transcription factor SL1 complex; RNA polymerase I core factor complex. Gene Ontology annotation, molecular function: RNA polymerase I core promoter sequence-specific DNA binding. The record is from RefSeq and is a predicted model, not a curated record. Gene Ontology annotation, biological process: nucleolar large rRNA transcription by RNA polymerase I; RNA polymerase I preinitiation complex assembly. Lineage: Eukaryota; Metazoa; Chordata; Actinopteri; Cyprinodontiformes; Rivulidae.